Messenger RNA from Octodon degus (degu), 2661 nucleotides. RefSeq names its product methylmalonyl-CoA epimerase (gene Mcee). The transcript is spliced from 3 exons. The record is from RefSeq and is a predicted model, not a curated record. Gene Ontology annotation, molecular function: methylmalonyl-CoA epimerase activity. Bases 307 to 747 code for a protein of 146 amino acids. Gene Ontology annotation, cellular component: mitochondrion. Gene Ontology annotation, biological process: L-methylmalonyl-CoA metabolic process. NCBI's taxonomy places the organism in Eukaryota, Metazoa, Chordata, Mammalia, Rodentia, Octodontidae.
GCAUGCGCACUGGGGCAGGGGCCGGCGCCGCGUCUGCCUGGUAGUCCCGCAGGGAGUGACUGUCUUCGGGUUAUAGUUCUGGUUUAGAUACAACCAGCGUUCUCAAGGACGCAGGGGGAGCGCAGCCGAGAGGACGCCUCCAGCGCGCCCGCCCCCCCCCGCCCCGCCGCCCCGCCCCUCCUCGGGACCAGGACGCUUCCUGGAGAUGGCGCGAGCGCUGAGGGCCGCGGCGGCGGGCGCAGCAGGUGAAUCCGUGGGCUCUUUUCCAGACUCCACGUACCUCUUGGCACAGUGAGAGCUGUUUCCAUGUCCCAGGCCCGGCACCCAAUGGCAGGUCCUGUAUGGAACCUGGGUCGACUCAACCAUGUGGCCGUAGCAGUGCCGGACUUGGAGAAGGCCACAGCAUUUUAUAAAAAUGUUCUGGGGGCCCAGGUAAGUGAAGUGGUCCCUCUUCCAGAACACGGAGUCUCUGUUGUUUUUGUCAGCCUGGAAAACACCAAGGUGGAGCUGCUUCAUCCGCUGGGGAGCAACAGUCCAAUUGCAGGUUUUCUGAAGAAAAACGAGGCUGGAGGAAUGCAUCACAUCUGCAUUGAGGUUGAUAAUAUCAAUGAAGCUGUGAUGGAUUUGAAAAAACAGAAGAUCCGCACUCUAACUGAAGAAGCCAAGACAGGAGCACAUGGGAAGCCCGUGAUUUUUCUUCAUCCUAAAGACUGUGGUGGAGUCCUUGUAGAACUGGAGCAAGCCUGACUUAGAUUUGCAAGAAACUAAAUUAAUUGACUGGGAAAACACUUACCGAUCACUAUUAUAAUAUAUUUUAGUACUGCUUCCAUCACUUAAAAAUUUGAAGUGAAAUAUUAAAUUACAAAAAUACAAAAAUACCUCAAAAUACUUGCUCUUCGAGAACAGCUCAUGUUCACAGGUUCUGUAGAAAUGAAAGUCUGGGGUGCUAGAGCUAGAUGCAUAGGAAGUAUUAUGGACAACUUGGCGUAGGAUCUGGGGAUGGACACAUACCAGGAUUAUUUGUUUUAGUUGAUGUAAUUGGUGGAGUUAUUGUCACUGAGGUGUGUGAACACCUCAGGAGGCCCUGGAGGAAUGCUCAAAACCAAUAGUAUCUCACUGCCAAGAAGGCUGUGGUACAGCUGGGGAAAGAACCACAUGAAAGAAGUGGAAAUAUUUGCAAAACACCAUAUGAAUAAAUUUUAAAAAGGUAUAUGACACUCUGAUGAGCUCAGGAGCUGAAAUUUUUUCCUCAGACUCUCAAAUAUAUUGGGAAUAAAGAGACUAUGCUGCUGUGCCACACCUCGCCCCCAUGGACUUUGUAUUCCAUGACAGUUCCUUUAGGAAAUGGGCCACAAAGUGUCAAAAUCUUCAGUCACUCUGAGGAGCCAGGCCUCAGCCAACCGUACAGCCCUCCCCAGCCAUCACGCUCCAAGCCCUUGGUGCCAGGCUCUUGGGGCGCAGCUUGCUUCCUGGCUGCUCCCUCUGGAGGAGCAGCCUUUCAGUUCUUAGGUACAUCUUGGACCUUGCUGCUCUUUCUGCUGUUCCACCUGUUGUUUGCUUAGGGCAUCAAGAACCCCGUGAGAAUCCCCAAUCCAAUAGCAAGGUGAUAAAUCACAUGUAUAAGUAAAGCAAUAGAAAAUAUGCCCUGUAACCAUAACUGAAUAGACUAAAAAUUAAUAGCAGAUAACAGGAAAAUCUUCCAAAACUUGUGGUUACCAAAGGAAAAGCUCUCAAGGAAUAAAACGUAUUAAGCUGACUACAAAGGCAUCCAUUUUUAUAAAAUUAAAAAAGUGCAUAAAUAAAAUUAAAUUUAUGAAUUUAAUUCAUGAAAUAAUACAGUUCUGCUUUCAUGAAAAUGGGAUUUAGUAGAAAUAUAUGCAAACUGGUACAUGUGAUAGAUUGGUGUUAACCUCCUGACAUCUCUUCCCAUGUGGAAUUCUGACUUGGUUAGGUCUCCGUCCGUAUCCCUUUCCCACUCAGGAAAAGCCUGGAAUUUGGACUUAAAUUCCAUCACCCUUGCCAGUGACUAGACUGAGGCAGUGCAACCCAUACCUAGAUAAUUAGCCUGAAGAAAGGUUUGUGAGAAGCUUCUGCAAGUGUCCUUUCCUACUUCUCGGUGGGAACGUAGGAGUAUGAGAACUCGCUCUCUCACCAGAGGCAAACAGAGAAAACAGUUGUGUAGGGGCUAGGGAUAUAGGUCAGUGGCUUACGUGCCUGCCUGACAAGGUCCCAAGUUUGAUUCCCAGUACGGGGGAAAAAAAAAAAAAAACCAGUUGCGGGUGCUAUUAGCAACAACCCAAUGACCAUGAAAAAAUAGGAUAAUACUAAUAACAAAAAAAUUGACAUUUUAAAAAAUGCCUAAACCAAGCAUGGUGGCACAUGUCUGUAAUCCCAACAUUGGGAGACUAAGACCAGAGGCACACAAUUAGAGCCUAGCCUAGACAGCUUAGUGCCUUACUGAACCCUGUCUCAAAAGCCAGAGCAAAAUGAAAAAAUAUUAAAAAGGACUGGGGAGAUAGCUUGGUGCAAAGAUUUAAUCCCCAGUACCAAAAAGUACAUUUAUUAUUGAACAAAAAGUUGUUUUAUUCAUGGUAUUUUUAAAGUCAAACUCUGCUAAAACAUCUCUAAAAAUAAAAACAGUAAUUAGUGCAUAUCCGUAAU